Fonticula alba is the source of this 3369-nucleotide messenger RNA. RefSeq lists its product as hypothetical. Lineage: Eukaryota; Rotosphaerida; Fonticulaceae. Bases 1 to 3369 code for a protein of 1122 amino acids. The transcript has 3 exons. The record is from RefSeq and is a predicted model, not a curated record.
AUGCCGGGCCCAGCCCCAGCCCCGCGGGCGCCACCGGCGCCGCUCCUCCUCCUCACGCUGCUGCUGCUGCUGCUGCCGCAGCUCGUGCUGACGGCGGGGUCCUCGCACGGGCAAGACCUCUUCCUGCAUGCGGCCCCGCGCCCGGUCAGCCUGGCCCCCGGGCCGUAUACCUUCCCCACCGGGCCCGGGAGCCACUCGAUGGCCAUGGCGCGAGUGUCGGAUUCGACGUUCAACCUCAUGCCGCAGAUUGACCUGCUGGACAAGCUGCCGGAGGUCCGCUGGGGCGUCUUCUUCGGCAGCGCGUCAUACGUCCUGUCCUGCGGGCGGCCGGACUGCCCCGGCAGCCUCUCGGUCAUGGCGCUGGCGCCGCUGGACGGGACCCUGCCGACCCUGGUGGCAGUUACGCCGCACACGGUCGGCUUCUGGACGCACGCCGAGGAACACCCGCUGCCGGUGCCGAACACCGAGCUCCUGGCCGGGGUGGCCUUCUCGGAGGGGGAGGUCCUGCUGCUGGGCGCGACCGGCAUGCCGGGCCAGAGCCAGUCCAUCUACCUGGGCACCCUGCACCGGGACGGGCUGGACCCGGUGAGCCACGAACUGCCGACCUUCAUGGGCUCGGCGCAGGCGGUCCCCGGCAUCAGGGGCUCCUUCUACAUGUACUGGGGCCCGAACAUCCUGCGGCUGGCAGUCGACCAGCAGGGGUCGGUGCCCUGGUCCGCCAGCUCCAUGGAGGCGGACAUCCUGAGCGCGGUUGUCACGCGGGUCGUGCCGCCGAUCGGCGACUGCCAGCUGUCCGGGGAUUUGGUCAUGCUCCUGGCCAAUGGCCAACUGAGCAUGGAGCCGUGCGCCGGCAUACUGCAGGGCUCCGGCACGGUGUUCCUCGAGUUGCCGACCGGGCUGCCGGCGUCCGGCGGUUGGCUGCUGGCGGCCCCGGCGGCCGCCACCGGCAACCACCCGCAGCCCGUCUACCUGGUGGUGCCCGACGUGGGGGAUCCGCGCGACCGGCUGUGGCGGCUCACCAGCCAGGAUGCCCAGCUGUCCUGGCGCCGGGUGAUCCUGCCGCCGGUUGUGGACAAUGUCUGGGACUUGCAACUGGUCCAGCUCCGGGUGGGCCUCAACUCCACCGGCAUCUGGGCCUUGGUCUUCGGGGAGUUGGUGCUCUUCGAGGCCCGGACCUUUGGCUGCCAGGAGGAUGGCAGCAUCCGGUGCGACAGUGACACCGUGACGACCGGCUCGCCGGCCGGGUGGACCUGCGCCGCGGGCCACGCCGAGUCGCCCUUCACAUCGCCGGAUCACCUGUGCGCCGGGUGCGCCGAGGGGUGGUAUCUUGACCGGCCGGCCGGGGAGGUCCCCUUCUCCGGGGCGGGCCACGCGUGCCGGCCCUGCGCGGCGGCCAAUUGCCGGACUUGCAAUGCGGAGCACUGUCUCCUGUGCACGGAGGACUUGCUGCUGGAGCCGACCGGCCCGGAGGGCCGGAUCGUGUGCGUGCCCAGCUGCUCGGCCGGCUUCGUGCCGAUGGCCGGGGCCUGCCGGCCGGCGGCCGCGCCUCCGGCCGGCAUCGGGCUGUCGGUGCCGGCCGCGCGGCCGGCGCUCGGGCUGGACCCGGGCGACCGGGUGACCUCCAUCGCGGAGAGCUGGCUGUCGGUGGACCCGGCCACCGGGAGCCUGGUCAUCCCGUCGGCGGACACGGCCUCCGGGGCCAGCCAGCAGGUGCUGCUCUUCACGGCCGACCGACGGACCUUCCUCAUGCCGACCGGGGACCUGGCCCGGCCGGGCGGGCCGCCCGCGCGGGAGGUGGUCCUCUUCGCGCCGGGGCUGGAGUCCCCGGUCAAGGCGUCGGCCGAGAUCGGGCCCUUCCUCUAUGAGGGGACGACGCGCUACCUGGUGGCCCUGUGCAAUGAGGUGGGCCAGUCGAGGGUGAUCAUGCUCUCGUGCGUCGGGGUGGGGCCCUGCUCGGUUGACACCUCGAGGCUGGACAACCUGCCGACCGGGUCGUGUGCCGGGCUCCGGCGGGCGAGCCCCCGGAUCGCGGUGCUGGCCAUGUUCACCACCAGCCUGAUGGCCGUGUGGGUGGAGGACCACUCGCCGGGGGCGCAGUUUGUCAUCACCGAGGCCAAUGGGAUGGUGGGCUUCCCGGGGGCGCGGAGCGCCGGCAACCGGGCGGACCCCGGCCCCGGGGAGUGGCUCCUCUGGACCCGGGAGUCCUACAAGGCGACGGCCCUGCCGAUGAGCCUGGCCGGCAGGGACUCGCGGGCCAACACCAUGCUCGGGCACUUUGUGCCGAGCCUGCCGAGCCGGGCCAAUGCCUUUGAGCCGGUGUUCCUGCCCCGGGGGGCGGAGGGCCUGGCCCCGGGGGAGUUGUUCCUCUCGCGGGUCACCAACCAGGAGUGGCUGGCCAUCCGGGUGCCGGGGGACAUGCUGCCGGCCGGCCGGUCCAUCGACCUGGGCUCGGUGCAGCAGCGCCUGGGCACCCUGCCGCGGGCCGUGCAGCCGGUCCAGCACACCCUCAUGAAGUGGGUGAUGCAGGGGCUGGCCCUGCCGGCCGGCGACCCCCGGUACCCGAGCGUGCUGCUGCUGCUGACGCGGACCUUCAUCGGCGCGUCGCUGAUGCACUGCCCGGCCGGGGCCGCCGGGCCGUGCGUCCUCCUGCCGGCGGUCUUUGUGGAUGUCCCGCCGGGGAUGGAAAUCCCCAGCACCUCGGGGCUGUGGCUGCCGGCCAUCGGGCAGGCGCCCGAGCCGGCCGGCGCCGUGGCCCUCCAGGCGGCCACCCUGCAGCCGGGCAAGGCCCUGGAGCUGGUGCUCUUCGCGCCGGGCCCCGGCAUGGUGGCCGUCUCGCUGGAGGUGCUGUGCCCGCCCGGCAUGGGCGGCAGCAUGUGCGACCCGUGCCAUGGCACGUGCGCGGAGUGCCGGCGCGCGGGCGAUCCGCUGGCGUGCACGGCCUGCCCGCAGGGCCGGCACCUGCACCGGGGCACGUGCGUCGACCGGUGCCCGGCCGGCACCUGGCCCGACGACGCGGCCCGGGCAUGCGCUGCCUGUCCGGCCGGCUGCGCGGAGUGCUCGCCGGCCGGCCAGGCCGCGGCCUGCACCCGGUGCAUGGACCGGCACUUCUUGUCCGGCGACGCCUCCUGCCGGGCGUGCGACGGGUCGUGCGCCGAGUGCCAGGCUGCCGGCAGCUGCUCGGCCUGCCAGCCGGGCAUGGUGUUCCUCCUGCCGGAUGAGCAGGCCAGCUCGCUGUGCGGGAGCACCUGCCUGCCGGGGCAGUAUGUCGGGGCCGGCCGGUGCGCCGAGUGCGAUGCCAGCUGCGAGCUGUGCACCGGCGAGCCCGGCCGGUGCCAGGUGUGUGCCGAGGGCUUCCGCCGCUGCUGCUGA